Microsporum canis CBS 113480 is the source of this 381-nucleotide messenger RNA. RefSeq names its product calmodulin. Gene Ontology annotation, molecular function: calcium ion binding; enzyme regulator activity. Gene Ontology annotation, biological process: spindle pole body organization. The transcript has 3 exons. NCBI's taxonomy places the organism in Eukaryota, Fungi, Ascomycota, Eurotiomycetes, Onygenales, Arthrodermataceae. The coding region runs from base 1 to 381 and encodes 126 amino acids. The record is from RefSeq and is a predicted model, not a curated record. Gene Ontology annotation, cellular component: central plaque of spindle pole body.
AUGGCGAUGGAAUUGGGAACAGUGAUGCGAUCGUUGGGCCAGAACCCUUCCGAAUCCGAGCUACAAGACAUGAUUAACGAGGUUGACGCUGAUAACAAUGGGACUAUCGACUUCCCAGAAUUCCUGACUAUGAUGGCCCGAAAAAUGAAGGAUACCGAUUCCGAGGAAGAAAUCAGAGAAGCUUUCAAGGUGUUUGAUCGUGAUAACAACGGCUUCAUCUCUGCUGCGGAACUGCGUCAUGUCAUGACCUCGAUUGGAGAGAGAUUGACCGACGAUGAGGUCGAUGAAAUGAUCCGCGAAGCCGACCAGGAUGGUGAUGGUAGAAUCGAUUGUAAGCCUACUCAUAACUACUACCUGUUGCUAUUAAGAACGUUUUACUGA